GAAAAUCUACAUACGUAGGUCUAAAUUGGAUUAACUUACAUAAUAACAAAGCCAUGGAAAUCAAUGGAACAUCAGUUCUUUCAUAAAAGUCGCAAUUAUUAGCAGAAAAAAUGUUUUAUUUACUCAACUGUUAUGUUUGGCUACUGAUAUUAGUUGCAGCGAAUCAGGCAAAAUCUGAAAGUUAUAAAAUAACCGAUCAAAUUUAUAUGGACAUCAAAAUCGAUGGAACUCCCGUCGGUAGAAUUAUUUAUGGAUUAUUUGGAGAAGUCGCUCCAAAAACAGUGAAAAACUUCAAACACAUCGCUCUUCAUGGCAUUGAUGGUAAAAGUUAUGCUGGAACUAAUUUUCUAGUAGCCGUAAAGAAAGUAAUGAUAUUAGCUGGAGAUAUUCAACAUAACAACGGUAGUGGAUACUUGAGCAUUUAUGGUGAAUAUUUCGAAGAUGAAACUUUUGAAAUUCAGCAUGAAUCAACUGGCUUACUUGCAAUGGUAAAUCCAGGAGUUCCUAAUUCAAAUGGCUGCAUGUUCCUUAUAACAACAAUGCCAACACCUUGGUUGAAUGGAAAAAAUGUUAUAUUUGGAAAGGUACUAAGAGGUCACAAUGUGGUACAUAAAAUAGAGUAUCUGAAGACGGACUAUAACGACAGGAUAUUGAAAGAUGUACAAAUCUCUAAAUGUGGAGAAAUUAAGUUUACUCCUUUUUAUGACGAUCACAAAAACUAUGAGGUAACAUUCUGGGCAUGGAUUAAAGCUGGCUGGUUUCCAUUGAGCUUCUCAUUUGCUAUUUUGGGAUUCUUCCAAUAUAUCAUGAGGAAGUUGAAUCAAUUUGAGUCAUUUAAGUGAUUUUUUUUGAUAAAGUAUUAUAGUUAUCACCUAUUGUAUAUAUAGAUUUGCAUGAAGUUUCUCAAUAUGUUUAGUCAAAGGUUUAGUUUGCGAUAUAAACGAUAAAGUGUCCAAGUACCUUUACGACUCUUCGAAGGUCCCAGCAUUUGAUUAAAAAAAAAAAAAAAAAUGCUCUCACCUAUCAAAAUUGGACAUUAUAGGUAUAGAGGUUUUUAUUGUUUCAGAUAUCCUACCUACUAAUAAAAAAUAAACCAAUACCACAUGCACCCUAUCGUUUCUUUAUUUAAAAAAUAUGGUAUAAUUUUU
Messenger RNA from Ceutorhynchus assimilis (cabbage seed weevil), 1148 nucleotides. NCBI's taxonomy places the organism in Eukaryota, Metazoa, Arthropoda, Insecta, Coleoptera, Curculionidae. The record is from the annotation of a GenBank genome assembly.